AUGAACACGAUGAAAAUUGAGCUGAUUCGUGUUGAAAAUGGGGUCGAAAAAAGUCUAGCUACUUAUCACAGCAUGAUGCAUCGGGAAUGUGCCGAAUUUUCCAACUGCAUUAUUAAGCGGGAAAUGAAUCUUCAUGUAGACACGGGCAAAAAUAGAUACACACUCGAGCAAGACCUAAAAUUUAUCAACCAGGCUAAAGUAAAGCAAUAUGAAGUAAAGUUGAUGUUCAAGGACAAAACGAAUAACUAUAAGUAUGGCCUCAAGGCGGAAGCAAGCAUCAAGGCUGAUAAGAAGCUGGAAGUGGAAGCCGGUUUGUAUCUGGGCCACUAUGGCUACUCACCGAAAUUUGAGUACCAGGUAGGCUGGCAGAAAGGCGACGACCUAAGCAUAAAGGGAGAGGCAAAAUGUAAAAUUGAUGAUCUUAUUCUAUUCACCUUUACGCAUACAGACAGAAUUGUAGGCUAUUCCAGUUUCCAGCACUCACAGAACCUUAUCUUUAAGGACACAACAAACAGCCAAAAUAACUUUGUUGCCAAGAACAGCUUCACAAUUGAAAUAGUAAACAGGAAGGGUACCCUAAAGGGCUCUGGGAAUCUGUCAUUUCAGGAGAAGAACGAAGACUUUGUUUAUCAGCUUGACGGCGAGAUGGAGAACAACCGAAUUACAUUUGGCUGGAACGUUGACACUGACCUACUUGUGAGCCUAUUCAAGUUGCGUAGGCACAAUAUUUUCGUUGAGGUUGCUUACGAUUAUGCCAAUCAGAUAGAGCUGCAUUUCAAGGAAAUAACUUCUUGGCUCGCUGAAGGCGCUCGCGGAGUUAGCGGCCAAGAGGCUAGUCUCGACUUCAACUUGGCAAAGACAUUUCGGUCAAUGAACACAGAAGUUCGCCAUGGACCCUUAGGAAUGCCGGGGAUCGACCAUUUCCGAGUAGGCUACAAUCUGGAUACAACCGAUCACAUAAAAGCCGAAAUAAUUACAGUGAUUUCUGGAAAAGUACUGCUCGAAGUCGAAGUAUCAGGGAACAUGUCAAGGAAAAUCAAUGAAUAUCAAAUGGCUGGUCAAUUAUCCUGCAACUUACCAACCGUGCCAUUUAGUAUGAAUUGGCAACGCCAAUUCCUGGCCAAUCGAGAUGGUUUGAAGUACAAUGAUGAAAGUAGCCUCUUCAUCCUUAAUGGCGUUCGUGGGGAAGUUGAGCCAAUGGUAGAUUACUCG
Protopolystoma xenopodis is the source of this 1212-nucleotide messenger RNA. The record is from the annotation of a GenBank genome assembly. Lineage: Eukaryota; Metazoa; Platyhelminthes; Monogenea; Polystomatidea; Polystomatidae.